GGCCUGGGCCAGCGAUCAUGGCUUUGGCGUUUCUCUUCUCGUUGUUGGCGCAGAGAGUGCCAUGUGUUGGCGAGGAGUUCGAUGCAGACACGCUCAAACGCAUGCAGCAGCAUGAGGUGUAUCUGCGAGAGCAGAUGGCAAAGCUGCUGCUACACAUAGAGAAGAAGAACACGGAGGAGAGCAGGGUGGGCAUGCAAGCCCUGCUCUGUGCUGUGUGGCCUUACUGGAAGGUUUGGAGUGCUCUUUUUCUUACGGUCCUUCUGCUCUGGUUCACGUGGAAGAUCUAUAAAAAGUUCCGGGCAGUUGAAGACAGCAGUGAUGAGGAGAGCUCCCGCGGUGAGGAGGAGCAGCAGAAGCAGGAGGAGGAAGUGCGAGAGGAGGAUGAUCUUUUCCUCCCUGACACGCUCUGGCUAAGCCAAAUUCAUCGAGGCAACUGUGACCAGAUACUCUCGCUGUUUGGUUACCUCAUUCAGUUUUGCCAGUACCUCGUGUCAGAUACUUCCUAUCCAGUGCCACAGCGCCCCAUCGGGGUGGGCAGUGCCUACGAAAGCUGGUUUCCCCUUGAGGAUGAACCUGUCUUUUGCCUGCUUGUGCCCCUGUUGGCCCCCUGUGGGCACGUUUUCCACCUGGAUCUGGGUGCCCCAGGGGAGCUGCCAGCCAGGAACCCCCGUAUCCGUGUGGAGCUGGAAUGCACGUGCGGGAGGGAGCAGGAGAUGGGCAUGCAGUGCUUCCUCCACACCUCCGCAGAAGAGCUGAGAAAUCAACAGCCCAGCCUCCUACACAGCCUCUGCACUGGCUCCUACCUAGAUGUGGAGAAGACUGCCCGCUGGUUCCUGGUGCUGAUCAGAAAUGCCUGGAAGUGCGUGCCUGAGUCUGCAACAUGCAGCAUGAACGUGAUGCUGCUGUCCAGGCGCUCCUGCAGGCUUCAGCUGACAGAUAUCAACAACACAACCGUCUUUGUUGAGAUAGUGUUUGGUGUACAGCAGGACAGAACAGACAUCUUUCUGAGCAGCCAGGAGACAGAGGUUGCCGGUACCCCCAGCACAACCUGGACACAGAGCUGCGCAGUGGCAGAGGCGAAGUUCUUCCAGCAUGUAGCCACCCAUGCCCAGGAGGACAAUUUCUACCUCAGAUACGCGCAAGUGGGUGCCCAUAUCCUGGCGGGCCACAGCUUUUCUACCUAUGAGCUGAAGACAGUGCUCAUGCACCUCCUGACUGCCAACCCGCUGGAAAGCUGGCAUGGGAGGUAUUUUCUGCAGCGGAUGGAUGACACCUUGCGCUACCUGCGCUGCUGUGUGGAGGAGAAACGUCUGGACCACUUCCUCAUUGGAAAUGAGAAGGUGCCAGCAGAGAUUACCCUGCCGCAGGAUUUCCAAGCAUCCCAGCCGCUCAACCUCCUCCAACACCUGGCGGAAGAUCCGGACAGACGUGAGCAGGUGCUGCAGGAGCUGGAGGAGCUGCAAGAUCAGCUCACAAGCCUGCUGAUCUACCAGAAAUGCGAGACAUCCACUUGUCCCACACACGAGCACGCCGGACAGGGAGGAGAUGACACACAGUAG
Molecule: messenger RNA, 1559 nt
Organism: Gallus gallus (chicken)
Lineage: Eukaryota; Metazoa; Chordata; Aves; Galliformes; Phasianidae
Gene: ITPRIP5A
Product: inositol 1,4,5-trisphosphate receptor-interacting protein-like 1
Exons: 2
Coding region: 18-1559 (513 amino acids)
Cellular component (GO): membrane
Source: RefSeq, a predicted model, not a curated record